GGCGUCAGAAUAAAGCGUAUUACAGCAGCCACUUGAACCGGAGUUUGUUGUUUGCAUAUUUCUGGAAAAUUUGAAAACCGAUUAGAAUGCAUGCAAAACCUCGUUAUUAUUCUUUAUACGAAUGCAUCAUUUACAUUACAUCAUCUUCUAAAAUGAUCAUCUGAAUUAAUUAUUUUCCACUAUAAAAAAAAAAAACUAUUAAAUGUUAGUCAGUCUUUCUAGUUUUAUAUAGCCUAAUGAAUCCAAGUAAACCUACAAUAUCAGUUCGCUAAAAUUAAAUAUAUAUAUAUUUAUUUAUUUAUUUGUUUGUGUAUUUAUCCAUUCGCUUAUAUUUAACAGCUGGUUGAAUAGCUUAACGAAUGUGCUCCACUAAGUUUUUUCUAACAUAAGAAUAAAAUUACAAUUUGAUUUAUUGAAAAUUAAGACAGACACUGAAAAUGUUUAAUGUUGUAUCAUUUGAACCAUCGCCAUUUAAUAAACGUGGUGAUUUUUAAGAGUCGUAAUGGAAGUGCUCGUCGUGUUUGGGGCGUGCUGGACCGUUCUGUCAACUUCCAUUGGCUCACAAAGAGCCAAUCAAUAACGGAACUCCUGCUUAGAGCUUUUUGGACUCCUGUCUGGAGUUUCAUACUUGAGGAGAAACGCAAGAGAGGGCAACUCCUUAAACCUGACCGUCGCGUUACAUGUAGUUGUGUGCGAUUCUCUGUCAAGAAGUUUUGGCUCAUCGUGCCAGGAUGUACACGGCGGGACUCAAUCCGUUUUACGCGUCGAACUUUAGCCUUUGGACCGCGUACUGUUCGGGCGGUUUUGGGGUGGACAGCAUGAAGAAACCCUCGUUCUGCAUCGCUGAUAUUCUGCACGUUGGAGAUGCGGAGAACAUCCCCGGUUCGUCUUCGCUUAUGGCUCACCUCGGGGCCCGAGGGCAGGUUCAUUCGUCGGGAUCCCCGUUACGCCCGUCGCCGGUCACUCCAAGCGCGUCCGCGUAUCACAGGCACGGAAUACACUUGACAUCCAGGGCCGCGAUCAACGCGCAAUCCGCGCCUCCGCCGUCCAGUAAAGACCUCAAGUUCGGGAUUGAUCGGAUAUUAUCCACAGACUUCGAGCCGAAGGGAAAAGAAUCGCUAUCAUUGAGAGAUCUCACAUCGAUUGUUAGUGCGAAUCGGCAGUCAGCAGUCCAUGUGUCUGCAAGCCCGUACUUCGCGUCCAUAGACCCGACCAUGAGCGAAACCUCCUCCAUGAUGGGUUCAAUAAGCAAUGCCGCCAGACAAUCAGGGCAACAUCAGUUUCAAGACACCUUCCCAGGGCCGUAUGCGGUGCUUUCCAAAGACACAAUGCCACAGACUUACAAGAGGAAAAGGUCGUGGUCCAGAGCCGUGUUCUCCAAUCUCCAGCGGAAAGGCCUCGAGAAACGCUUUGAAAUCCAGAAGUACGUCACGAAACCGGACAGAAAACAGCUGGCCGCGAUGCUGGGCCUCACCGAUGCACAGGUCAAAGUUUGGUUCCAGAACCGGCGGAUGAAAUGGCGGCAUUCCAAAGAAGCGCAGGCGCAGAAGGACAAAGAAAAAGAACAGCCGGAUAAAUCCGCGACCGAAACCGAACCCAAAGAACGCGACGAUUCCGAAUGCGAAAGCGAACCGAGCGAGUCCGAAUUCGAGGACGGAGCGGAGGACAAAAGCGACGUGGACAUUUCUGACCUCAGCAAAGCCAGUGUGAUUAUUCCCGGAGCUCUGGCGGUCAGCACUCACGACACAUCCAGCACAAACUCCACGACAGAACCGAGCACAGCCGCGCAGCAAACGCCGCUGUGAGGAUCUGCGGUUAACGCGUCUCACGGGCCUUCUUCAGCCAUCGCUUCAUGUGAAACACGGCCUUCAUGACCCUUGAGAGAGGACAACAUCAGCGCUCUGCCUUAAACCAACCACUCCACCUUCAUAUGACGAUUUGGGAAUUGAAUGUUCAUGAAUUAAGACGUUGAUAAACUUGACUGUAUUAUAUUUUGUCUGUAAGUAUUUGCACUGAAAAUGUAAAUAAACGUUUGUUACUAAUA
Onychostoma macrolepis is the source of this 2044-nucleotide messenger RNA. RefSeq names its product H2.0-like homeo box 1 (Drosophila) (gene hlx1). The transcript is spliced from 4 exons. Gene Ontology annotation, molecular function: sequence-specific DNA binding; DNA-binding transcription factor activity, RNA polymerase II-specific. The record is from RefSeq and is a predicted model, not a curated record. Gene Ontology annotation, biological process: regulation of DNA-templated transcription. NCBI's taxonomy places the organism in Eukaryota, Metazoa, Chordata, Actinopteri, Cypriniformes, Cyprinidae. The coding region runs from base 732 to 1805 and encodes 357 amino acids.